This is a messenger RNA of Eimeria necatrix, 1539 nucleotides long. RefSeq lists its product as hypothetical. Lineage: Eukaryota; Apicomplexa; Conoidasida; Eucoccidiorida; Eimeriidae. Gene Ontology annotation, molecular function: RNA binding. Bases 1 to 1539 code for a protein of 512 amino acids. The record is from RefSeq and is a predicted model, not a curated record. The transcript is spliced from 8 exons.
AUGCUGGUCCCUGGGGGCCUCCCGCUGCUGCUGCCCCCACUGGGGGCCCCCCCAAGGGCCACCCUAGCGAAUUGUCUCCGCUGCAGCAGCAGCAGAAUCACCAUCCGCAGCAGCAGCAGCAGCAGCAGCAGCAGCAGCAGCAGCAGCAAUGUGCUGCCCUUUGGGGGCCCCCUGCGCCUGUCUGCUUCUCGCCUAAGGCAUGUGCCCGGCGCCAGCCGCAUGCGCUGGCCCUACCAGCCCCCUGCUGCUGCUGCUGCUGCAGCAGCAGCAGCAGCAGCAACAGCAGCAGCAGACUGGAGAGAGAUUGUGCGAGUGCCCCUCAGGAGUCCAGACACUGGAGAGCCCAUUGACUGGCUCAACGAGGCCCCAAAGUCCCUGGUGGAAGGAGCUGCUGCUGCUGAAGAAGUGGUGGAAAUAAAAAACUUGCCGAUGGGGAAAACCCCACAGUUCCUUCAAGAGAGGUUGGCGAGGGUUUUGAGUCGCUGCGGAGGUGUACGUACACCCCACGUGCUGCAGCACACUCGCGACCCUUUCCAGCCCCAAGGCAGCGCCUACGUCGCCUUCGCAGACCGCGCUGCUGCGCUGCGGGCCGUGCGGCUGCCGCUGCGGCUUCCGGUGUCUCUACACUCCCGCGUGCUGCAGCUGCAGCACGUGGCUUCUGGCUGCUGCAGCGACGAGGCAAAUGUACGUGGCGCUCUGCCGCGAGGGGACCCCCAUGACGAUUUCUGCUUUAUGUCAGCGGGCUUUAGUUCGGCCCCUUUUCGAGGAGCGAUCGAUCCCGCUCCUUGGGGAUCGAUCGAUCCCAGCUCCCGGGGAUCGAUCGAUCCCAGCCUCAGGGGAUCGAUCGAUCCCAGCCUUAGGGGAUCGAUCGAUCCCAGCUCCUGGGGAUCGAUCGAUCCCAGCUCCUGGGGAUCGAUCGAUCCCAGCUCCUGGGGAUCGAUCGAUCCCAGGGCCUGGAGGGAGGCCCGCAGCUGCGUCGCUCUUGUCUUUGGCUCUUGGCAAAACUUCUUAGCAGCAGAACCUUUCAACGAACUCUUCCUCGUUCUCAACGGUGACAAGAAGAGCAGCAGCGACAGCGCCUCCACUGCCGACACAACAGCAGCAGCAGCGCAGCAGCAGCAGCAGCAGCAGCAGCAGCAGCAGCAGCAGCUGCUGCUGGCUCCGCGGUUGGUGGCUCCCGAGCAGCUAGAUGUGCUGCUGAAAAGAGGCAGCAGGCUGCUGCACCGCAAGCUGGAGGCGGAGCUGUCUGUACACUGGAGAGAGGGGAAGCCCGAGCUGCCAGAUGAGACAAAGAAGCAAAUUGACCGCUGGCUGCACAAAGAGCCACUGCCUGAAGAACUGCAGACAUGGUCCCGCAGCAAGGACUUCUACAAAAUCCACGAUGAAAGACACCAGUUUAAAUUGAGGCUUCGAAAAGAAAGAAAAAAAGCUGAGCUGCAGCGCCGGCUGCAGCUGGCAGCAGCAAAACGGCUAGCGGAGCAGCAGCAGCAGCAGCAGGAGCAGCAGCAGCUGCUGCUGCGGCGGCAGCAGCCGCUGUAG